GUUUCUAGAGAAGCCAAUCAGUGUCGUCCCGGUCCUGGUUCUAAAGUCCUCAGUCAACCACCGGGACUCCGAUUCUCCCCAGAAGCCAAAGAUGCAGUCAUGGUGCCCCGAACCCUCCUUCUGCUGCUCUCGGGAGCCCUGGCCCUGACCGAGACCUGGGUGGGCUCCCACUCCUUGAGGUAUUUCAGCACCGCUGUCUCCCGGCCCGGCCGCGGGGAGCCCUGGUACCUCGAAGUCGGCUACGUGGACGACACGCAGUUCGUGCGGUUCGACAGCGACGCCGCGAGUCCGAGGAUGGAGCCGCGGGCGCCGUGGAUGGAGCAGGAAGGGCCGGAGUAUUGGGACCGGAACACACGGAACGCCAAGGUCAACGCAGAGACUUUCCGAGGGGACUUGAGGAACCUGCUCCGCUACUACAACCAGAGCGAGGCAGGGUCUCACACCUUCCAGUGGAUGUACGGCUGCGACCUGGGACCCGACGGGCGCCUCCUCCGCGGGUACCGGCAGUUCGCCUACGACGGCAGGGAUUACAUCGCCCUGAACGAGGACCUGCACUCUUGGACCGCCUCAGACACGACGGCUCAGAUAACGCAGCGCAAGUGGGAGGCGGCCCGUGCGGCGGCGAAGCUGAGAGCCUACCUGGAGGGCGAGUGCCUGGAGUGGCUCCGUAGAUACCUGGAGAACGGGAAGGAGACGCUGCAGCGCGCGGAUCCCCCAAAGACACACGUGGCCCACCACCCCGUCUCUGACCAUGAGGCCACUCUGAGGUGCUGGGCCCUGGGCUUCUACCCUGCGGAGAUCACACUGACCUGGCAGCGGGAUGGGGAGGACCAAACUCAGGACACUGAGCUUGUGGAGACUAGGCCAGCAGGGGAUGGAACCUUCCAGAAGUGGGCAGCUGUGGUGGUGCCUUCUGGAGAAGAGCAGAGAUACACGUGCCAUGUGCAGCACAAGGGGCUGCUGGAGCCCCUCACCCUGAGAUGGGAGCCGUCUUCCCAAUCCACCAUCCCCAUUGUGGGCAUCGUUGCUGGCCUGGCUGUCCUAGGAGCUGUGGUCGCUGCUGUGAUGUGGAAGAGGAAGAGCUUAGGGGAAAAAGAGGGAGCUACUCUCAGGCUGCAUGUAGCAACAGUGCCCAGAGCUCUUGUGUGUCUCUCAUGGAUUCUAAAGGCUGAGAAAGCUGCCUUACAUGGGACUGAGAUGCAGGAUUUCUUCACAUCUCCCCUUUGUUACUUCAAGAGCCUCUGGCAUCUCUUUCUGCGAAGGCAUCUGAAUGUGCCUGCCUCCCUGUCAGCAUAAUGUGAGGAGGUGGAGAGACUGCCCACCCCCGUGUCCACUGUGACCCCUGUCCCCACGCUGACCUGUGUUUCCUCCCCAGUCAUCCUUCCUGUUCCUGAGAGUUGGGGCUGGAUGUCUCCAUCUCUGUCUCAACUUCAUGGUGCGCUGAGCUGCAACCUCUUACUUCCCUACUGAAAAUGAGAAUCUGAAUAGAAAUUUGUUUUCUCAAAUAUUUUCCAUGAGAGGUUGAUGGGUUAAUUAAAUAAGUCAAUUCCUAGAAUUUGAGAGAGGAAAUAAAGACCUGAGAAUCUUCCAGAAUCC
Molecule: messenger RNA, 1596 nt
Organism: Mandrillus leucophaeus (drill)
Lineage: Eukaryota; Metazoa; Chordata; Mammalia; Primates; Cercopithecidae
Product: HLA class I histocompatibility antigen, B-14 alpha chain-like
Exons: 8
Coding region: 100-1296 (398 amino acids)
Biological process (GO): immune response; antigen processing and presentation of endogenous peptide antigen via MHC class Ib; antigen processing and presentation of endogenous peptide antigen via MHC class I via ER pathway, TAP-independent
Cellular component (GO): external side of plasma membrane
Molecular function (GO): signaling receptor binding; peptide antigen binding
Source: RefSeq, a predicted model, not a curated record